CGGAAACAAGUCGCCUCCGAGGCCACUUCAAACUAAUCGAACUAUUCUGUUGCAAAUUAAAGCAAAAUUUCCAAGCAAUUAGCCAUGUUGAUCCCUAGGCUAGAAGUACUAUUUGGAUGCCUUCUCUUGAUGACUUCAUCAGCUUCCUCAUCUAGUGUUGGUGACUACGAGGAGCUGUGCCGUUUGUUCAAGAAUGGCACCCAUAUCCGUAAGCCCGGCACCUGUGAUCAGUACAUCCAGUGCACCGAUGGUGAAGGAAUCCUUUUAACCUGCCCCUCCGGGCAAUCCUUCGAUCCCGACAAGGAUAAGUGCGUGGACACUCUGUCCAGUAGCCACAAGUACUGCGGCAAUCGGUGCGAUGGAUUAGAUGGAGAGUGGGUAUCCGAUCCGACCGAAUGCCACAAGUACUUCUAUUGCAUGAACGGUGUACCGCUGCAGGGGAAUUGCCCGUUGGGUCAGCACUUCAAUGAGAGCUCCCAGGCCUGCCAGUAUGGCGUUGACUCACAUUGCGUGGAUGUAAACAACAUUUGCGAACUGGUUGCAUCUGGCACGAAAUUCCGUAAGGAAGACGACUGCAGCUACUACUAUGAGUGUGAUAAGACCGGAAAUCAUGCGCCGAAAAGGUGCUCUACCAAGACUAAUUUGUAUUUUGAUGUGGAAAGCGGCAGCUGCAUAGAAGCCAAUAAGGUGGAGUGCAGUGCUCACCCAAAGGAUGGAAUCUGUUCCGUUACUAAGACGGUGGUAUUUAAAUCCGAUAAAGCAACCUGCCGUGGCUAUUUCGUGUGCAAGGCGCUUUCGCCAGUCGCUGAUCUGGAUCCCGUGUGGCUGCAGUGUCCCGAGGGCUACUUCUUUGACGAGGAACUACAGAUCUGUGGAAAAGCCACUUCAGUGGUCUGCACCCACAACAGGUGCGAUGGUCGCGGCACGAUGCUGGUGACCAGCAGCAGUAAUAAUUGCCACAACUACAUCCGUUGUGUGGAUAACAAAGAGGUGUCCGAGGAAGUCUGUCACUUAGAUCACUUCUUUGACGAGAGAUACGAAGCCUGCUUUUCCACGAUUAUCUACGAUAAAUGCUGCGAUGGCCGCGAGUAAAUGCUGUAUCUUCCUAUAAAAACAA
Messenger RNA from Drosophila eugracilis, 1117 nucleotides. RefSeq names its product peritrophin-44. Bases 85 to 1092 code for a protein of 335 amino acids. Gene Ontology annotation, molecular function: chitin binding. The transcript has 2 exons. NCBI's taxonomy places the organism in Eukaryota, Metazoa, Arthropoda, Insecta, Diptera, Drosophilidae. The record is from RefSeq and is a predicted model, not a curated record. Gene Ontology annotation, cellular component: extracellular region.